AUGAACCCCAGCGCCCCCGGCUACCCCGUGGCCUCGCUGUACGUGGGGGACCUGCACCCCGACGUGACCGAGGCGAUGCUCUACGAGAAGUUCAGCCCGGCCGGGCCCAUCCUCUCGAUCCGGGUGUGCAGGGACCGGGUCACCCGGCGCUCCUUGGGCUAUGCCUACGUGAACUUCCAGCAGCCGGCGGACGCGGAGCGAGCGUUGGACACCAUGAACUUCGACGUGAUCAAGGGCAGACCGGUGCGCAUUAUGUGGUCUCAGCGCGAUCCGUCCCUUCUCCGAAGUGGAGUGGGCAACAUAUUCAUUAAGAAUUUGGACAGGUCCAUUGACAACAAAGCCCUGCACGAUACGUUUUCUGCUUUUGGCAACAUCCUUUCGUGUAAGGUGGUUUGUGACGAACACGGGUCUAAAGGCUAUGGGUUUGUGCAUUUUGAGACGCAGGAAGCUGCUGAAAGAGCUAUUGAAAAAGUGAACGGGAUGCUCCUAAAUGAUCGCAAAGUGUUCGUUGGACGAUUUAAGUCUCGUAAAGAGCGAGAAGCAGAGCUCCGAGCCAGGGCAAAAGAGUUCACCAAUCUUUACAUCAAGAAUUUUGGGGAAGAUAUGGAUGAUGCGCGCCUUAAGCAUCUCUUUGGCCAGUUUGGACCUGCCUUAAGUGUCAAAGUGAUGACCGAUGAAAGUGGAAGAUCCAAAGGAUUUGGGUUUGUCAGCUUUGAAAGGCAUGAAGACGCGCAGAAGGCGAUGGAUGUGAUGAAUGGAAAGGAGCUCAAUGGAAAACAAAUUUACGUUGGACGAGCUCAGAAAAAGGUGGAACGCCAGACGGAACUUAAGCGCAAAUUUGAGCAGAUGAGGCAAGAUAGGCUCACCAGAUACCAGGGAGUUAACCUUUAUGUGAAAAAUCUUGACGACGGUAUCGACGAUGCACGUCUCCGGAAAGAGUUCUCCCCGUUUGGUACAAUCACUAGCGCGAAGGUUAUGACGGAGGGUCGCCGCAGCAAAGGGUUUGGUUUUGUGUGUUUCUCCUCCCCAGAAGAAGCCACUAAAGCAGUUACAGAAAUGAACGGUAGAAUUGUGGCCACCAAGCCGUUGUAUGUAGCUUUAGCUCAGCGCAAAGAGGAGCGCCAGGCUCACCUCACUAACCAGUAUAUGCACAGAGUGGCAAGUGUGCGGGCUGUGCCCAACCCGGUGAUCAGCCCUUACCAGCCAGCACCUACUUCAGGUUACUUCAUGGCAGCUAUCCCACAGACUCAGGACCGUACUGCAUACUAUCCUUCUAGCCAAAUUGCUCAACUAAGACCCAGCCCUCGCUGGAGUGCUCAGGGUGCCAGGUCUUUCCAAAAUAUGCCUACUGCUGUCUUCCCAGCUGCUUCUAGACCACCAUUUAUGAGAGCAGUGUCUGCACAGGUUCCACGAGUCGUGUCCACACAGCGUGCCGCUAACACAUCAACACAGACAAUGGGUCCACGUCCUGCAGUGGCUGCUGCUGCAGCCACUCCUGUCCGCCCAGUUCCACAGUACAAGUAUGCUCCAGGAGUUCGCAAUCUUCAACAACAUCUUCUUAAUGCACAGCCACAGGUUACCAUACAACAGCCUGCUGUUCAUGUACAAGUUCAGGAACAUUUAACUGCUUCCAUGUUGGCAUCUGCUCUCCCUCAAGAGCAAAAGCAAAUGUUGGGUGAACAGCUGUUUCCUCUUAUCCAAGCCAUGCACCCUACUCUUGCUGGCAAAAUCACCGGCAUGUUGUUGGAGAUCGAUAAUUCAGAACUUCUUCAUAUGCUUGAGUCUCCAGAGUCUCUCCAUUCUAAAGUGGAUGAAGCUGUGGCUGUACUGCAUGUCCACCAGGCUAAAGAGGCUGCCCAGAAAGCAGUGAACAGUGCCACUGGUGUUCAAAUUGUUUAG
Lepus europaeus (European hare) is the source of this 1899-nucleotide messenger RNA. RefSeq names its product polyadenylate-binding protein 1-like. Gene Ontology annotation, cellular component: ribonucleoprotein complex. The record is from RefSeq and is a predicted model, not a curated record. The transcript has a single exon. Lineage: Eukaryota; Metazoa; Chordata; Mammalia; Lagomorpha; Leporidae. Bases 1 to 1899 code for a protein of 632 amino acids. Gene Ontology annotation, molecular function: RNA binding.